UUUACGCGUUUCCACGUUUAGUGUAUUUUAAUAAUGUUGUUCAAUAUAAGGAAGACAUUAUCAUUGUACUGAUAACUGUGUUGUUCAUUAAAUAAUUUAAUGAACAACACAGAGAGAAUUAUCUGUCCUCGAGAUAAAAUGAGCGUUUAUAUUAUAUUAUUAAUUACGUAAAUACAGCAACUUUAAAAAUGAAAGGUUAAUCUUUACUUACGUGGACUAAUAUAUUGAUAAAACCCACGGUUUCGAACUGUAAGAAAAUAUUAACGUUAGCCAUUGCGGAGUUCAAUAUUUACAUUUGAUACAAUGUUUCGGAAGCAGUUACAUCUGACAGGUAAUGUUCAGCACGUCGGUCAGCUUGUUCGUCAUUUCAAUGAUUGUAAUAACAAAGUACGUUCAGGAAUUCAAUACACUCGAAACCCACAGAAUAAUUCUGUUGAUUAUCGUAGCUACGACAACUUCGUGGAUUUUGGAAUUAAUCAGAUUGCUGAGAAGGAAGAUAUUCAACGUGGAGCAAAGGAAUCUGAGCAGACAUUUCAACUGCUGUUUGCUGUUCGUCGAAAGUAUUUUCCUUUCCUCUAUCUUACGGUUUGCGGAUUCGUACGUGGUGGAAUAUUUGAAAGGAGAAGAUUACGAAAUAGAGUCGGACAACACAUCUUUGUUAAAAUAUUGUCCCCGGGAUCACACACAAGAUUCAUUAAUCGACGUAUUGGGGUAUUCGGAAAAUUAAUUUGA
This is a messenger RNA of Centruroides sculpturatus (bark scorpion), 732 nucleotides long. RefSeq lists its product as uncharacterized. Lineage: Eukaryota; Metazoa; Arthropoda; Arachnida; Scorpiones; Buthidae. The record is from RefSeq and is a predicted model, not a curated record. The coding region runs from base 304 to 732 and encodes 142 amino acids. The transcript has 4 exons.